AUGGCUCCCUGGGGCUCGUGGGACCCAGAGCCCCCUUCCGAGGCGAACAACGUCGUGACUGGUAGGGAUUUCACCGUUGUCGACCUCCCAACCGAUAAGAUCAAUGAGCGCGAGUACGGUACAGUAUCGCCUGCGUUCGCCGAACGCAAUGCCCGCAAGGACUUCAGGGACCUGUACUCCCCAGAGUACCCGUACGCCCCAGGGUACUCUCCCUUCCAGCCCCCCGGUCCCCCUCGCGAAGUGCCUUGUCUUGGGUGUACGAUCCACAUGAUGGUUGGCGGGUUCCGUGGCCUCUGCCGCGAUCGCCUGGCUAACGCAAACGGAGAAUGCUUUUGCUGUGUUGUCAGAGGAAUUGAAUGUGAAGAGGUUCCUGAGGCUGCCUUCAAAGCAGUCUACGAGCUCCAGACUUGUGCGCGCAAGAUGGAUGAGGGCCACGAGAACACGGACUGGAAGAAUCUCUGCAACAGAGUCGACCUCGCCCUUCUGAAAGCAAGACUUCCCUCGUUCCCCCGCCAGGAUACGAACAACUACUGGGACGGAAACAACCAUGUUGAGGAGGUCGCCAAUGGCAAAGUCAACCAGGUCCACAAUGGCAAAACCGGAUGGGGCGGCAGCGACAACAUCGAUGUCAACGCCAACGCCAACCAGGUCAACAUUGCUAAGACCUACUGGAAUGACGACAGCAGCACCAACUGGAACGUCAAUGAGAACGUCAAUGUCAAUGCCGACACCAGCCAGGCCGGCAACAACAGGCCCGACUGGGACGACACCGGCGUCGCCCGCUGGAACACCACUUGGGAUAGCAAACGCAACACCAACUGGGGCGAUGACAGCGACAGCGACAGCGACAAGGUCCUAGGCAUCGAGACCACCCCUACUUCCGAAAUCGACAACGACUGUGAUGACGAAAGCGACGACGUUCAGGAUCCGAUCCAGCUCACUCCCGAGUUUUCUUCCGCUGAUAAGAUCAUCUCCGCCAUCGACCGCAACACCGACGUUGUGGCCGAUCUCUGCGAGAUCAUGGAAGGCCUCAAGAGCAGCCUGGAGGUUCUUCACGAAGACAAUGUCCAGAGCAAGAAGUUGCUGCAGAAGCUGUUGAACGAGCAGCGGACUCUGUGUGAUAAGCAGACGUAA
Molecule: messenger RNA, 1134 nt
Organism: Fusarium vanettenii 77-13-4
Lineage: Eukaryota; Fungi; Ascomycota; Sordariomycetes; Hypocreales; Nectriaceae
Exons: 6
Coding region: 1-1134 (377 amino acids)
Source: RefSeq, a predicted model, not a curated record